AUGACCAAACUUCGAGACAAAGUUUCAUUCGGAUUGGAUUUAAUGAUUGUGGGAUUAAUGGAAAGUUUUUCUGCGCAGCGUGUCCUCUUUUUGCCUUUCGCAGUGGCUCUCUUGGGAGUGGUCGGUGCUACUUCGCUGUCCAGGACCUAUUUGCCGCCUCAGGUGCAGCGCCAGGUGGUGAAAACCCAGGUGAUCUCUGCUCCGAGGGUUCAAGUUCAGCCCCAGAUCAUUCAGCGCCAGGUGGUUCAGCCGCAGAACACCUAUCUGCCACCUCCGGUGGUGCCACAAGUGCUGCCCGCUUAUCGUCCUGCUCCAAAAGUGGUACAGAUAGCUCGUCCUGCUCCCCAAGUGAUCUCCGUGGCUGCUCCCCGUAACACCUAUUUGCCACCUCAAGUGAUUAGUCGCCCUGCUCCACAGGUGGUGACCAUUGCUCGUCCUGCUCCGCAAGUGAUCUCGGUGGCUGCUCCGCGCAACACCUAUCUGCCGCCCCAAGUCAUCGCUCCCCGUAACACCUACCUGCCGCCCCAGUAAGAUGCAUCAUCAUACGAAACGACAUUUCUGAGCAACCACCAACUCAACUGGUUUGUGGUUUAACCCACAACACCAACUAUAUUCUAAUGCUAAUUUGCCAGCUCGACAAAGAAAUGCAAAAAUACAUUUAAUGGGUUUAUUUG
Messenger RNA from Drosophila erecta, 674 nucleotides. RefSeq names its product lysine-rich arabinogalactan protein 19. The record is from RefSeq and is a predicted model, not a curated record. Lineage: Eukaryota; Metazoa; Arthropoda; Insecta; Diptera; Drosophilidae.